Megachile rotundata (alfalfa leafcutting bee) is the source of this 5256-nucleotide messenger RNA. RefSeq names its product transportin 1 (gene Tnpo). Gene Ontology annotation, biological process: protein import into nucleus. Gene Ontology annotation, molecular function: small GTPase binding. The record is from RefSeq and is a predicted model, not a curated record. NCBI's taxonomy places the organism in Eukaryota, Metazoa, Arthropoda, Insecta, Hymenoptera, Megachilidae.
GGGAACUUCCGUUUAUCUGCGAGGUCGGAGAAGGCUGGCUGCGUUCAGUGGUGCUGUUGAAAAACACGAUGAAAAUGGCGUGGCAACCGCAAGAGGAAGGACUUAGACAAAUCUUAACGCUUCUCAAGGAGUCCCAAAGCCCGGAUACGGCUACUCAACGAGCCGUGCAAGAAAAAUUGGAAGAAUUAAAUAAAUUUCCAGAUUUCAACAAUUACCUUAUCUUUGUUUUAACAAAACUCACAUCAGAGGAUGAACCUACGAGGUCUCUCAGUGGACUGAUAUUGAAAAAUAACGUGAAAGCUCAUUUUCAUAAAUUUUUACCAGAAGUUACAAGUUUUAUUAAGCAAGAAUGUUUAUCCGCAGUUGGAGAUCCAUCACCUCUAAUUCGUGCAACUGUUGGUAUUUUAAUAACUACUGUUGCAUCCAAAGGUGAACUGACUACAUGGCCAGAAUUGUUACCUGCACUUUGUCAAAUGUUGGAUUCUGAAGAUUACAAUGUUUGUGAAGGUGCAUUUGGCGCUCUUCAAAAGAUUUGUGAAGAUUCUGCAGAAAUAUUAGAUUCGGAUGCACUUAAUCGACCUUUGAACGUUUUAAUUCCAAAGUUCCUGCAAUUUUUCAGACAUUUAAGUCCCAAAAUCAGAUCACAUGCUAUUGCCUGUGUUAAUCAAUUUAUUGUUAGUCGUACACAGGCUCUUAUGAUUCAUAUAGAUAGCUUCCUGGAGAACCUCUUCCACUUAGCUAGUGAUAAUGAUCCAGAAGUCAGGAAAAAUGUUUGCAGAGCAUUGGUUAUGUUACUUGAAGUUCGGAUGGAUAGAUUGAUACCACAUAUGCACAAUAUAAUAGAAUACAUGUUAAUGAGAACUCAAGAUCCUGAUGAAGGAGUUGCUUUAGAAGCUUGCGAAUUUUGGCUCUCCUUAGCAGAACAACCAAUUUGUAAAGAAGCACUUGCACCACAUUUACCACGUUUGGUACCCAUAUUGGUAAGAGGAAUGAAGUAUUCUGAAAUAGAUAUAAUACUCUUAAAAGGAGACGUAGAAGAAGACGAAAUGAUCCCAGACAGAGAAGAAGAUAUCAGACCAAGAUUUCCCAAAUCAAAGACACAUCAUUCGCAUCAUGCUAAUAUGAACAAACAUACAAACGAAAACGGAGGUUGUGACGAAGAGAACAUAAGCACUGAAGAUGGAUGCGACGAUGAUACAUCGCUCAGUGAUUGGAAUUUAAGAAAAUGUUCGGCUGCUGCAUUGGACAUGUUAGCGAACGUUUUCAGAGAAGAAUUGUUACCGGUAUUAGUACCCAUUUUAAAAGAAACUCUUUUCCAUCAAGAUUGGGAAAUCAAAGAGUCUGGAAUAUUAGCACUGGGAGCUAUAGCAGAAGGUUGUAUGAGUGGAAUGAUUCCACAUUUAUCAGAAUUAAUACCUUAUUUAAUUAAUUGCUUGAGUGAUAAGAAAGCUUUAGUACGAGCUAUUACUUGUUGGACGCUAAGUCGUUACGCGCAUUGGGUUUGUGCGCAACCACACGACACACAUUUGAAACCUUUAAUGACAGAAUUACUCAAAAGAGUACUUGAUGGCAAUAAACGCGUUCAAGAAGCUGCAUGCUCUGCUUUUGCCACAUUAGAAGAAGAAGCGUGCACAGAAUUAGUCCCAUAUCUUGGAUUUAUUCUUCAAACACUUGUGUUUGCCUUCGGUAAAUAUCAACACAAAAAUCUUUUAAUAUUAUAUGACGCAAUUGGUACACUUGCUGAUUCAGUGGGACAUCAUCUUAAUAAGCCGGAUUACAUUAACCUUUUAAUGCCGCCACUUAUCAACAAAUGGAAUGUGUUGAAAGACGAAGACAAAGACCUUUUCCCAUUACUAGAAUGUCUUUCUUCGAUCGCAACUGCAUUGCGUUCUGGUUUUCUUCCUUAUUGCGAACCCGUGUACAGGCGGUGUGUAUCCCUCGUAGAGCAGACUCUAAAUCAACACAUAGCAAAUACCCAGAGUCCAGAACAAUUUGAGGCACCUGAUAAAGAUUUUAUGAUUGUUGCAUUAGACCUUCUUAGCGGCUUGGCUGAAGGGUUGGACGGCCACAUGGAACGCUUAGUAAUGAACAGCAAUGUAAUGCAGCUGUUGUAUCAGUGUAUGCAAGAUGUUACGCCCGAAGUUAGACAGAGCAGCUUUGCCUUGUUGGGAGAUCUUACAAAGGCCUGCUUCCAACAUGUUCUCCCAUGUAUACCGGAGUUCAUGCCUAUACUUGGACAGAAUUUAAACCCAGAGUUCAUAUCAGUGUGCAACAAUGCCACAUGGGCUAUAGGCGAAAUAGCAAUAAAAUUGGGAUCUGACACAAGUGCAUAUAUUCCAUUAAUUUUGACACAACUUAUCGACAUAAUCAAUAGACCGAACACGCCAAAAACAUUGUUAGAAAAUACAGCCAUAACGAUCGGUCGCCUAGGUUAUGUGUGUCCCCACGACGUCGCCCCCAUGUUACAGCAGUUUGUCCGACAGUGGUGUACUUCGUUGAGAAGCAUAAGAGACAACGAAGAAAAGGACUCGGCAUUCAGAGGUAUGUGUCAAAUGAUUACAGUUAAUCCAGGAGGAGUUGUGCAAGAUUUCAUCUUCUUCUGCGAUGCUGUCGCAUCCUGGGCUACACCUAGAGAAGAUCUUAAAGACAUGUUCCAGAAGAUAUUACAUGGAUUUAAAAAUCAAGUUGGUGCGGAAAACUGGAAACGUUUUUCAGAUCAGUUUCCACCACAGCUGAGUGAACGACUCCAUAAUAUGUAUGGUGUCUGAGCAGCCCCGCCUAAAUGCGAACGCGAAACGAGAUACGAGAACCAAGUAUAAAGAGAAGAAAAAGCAAAUAGCUCAACGUUAAGAUGAUGGAACUAAAAUGGAUCCGUCGUUGAGUCACUGUUGUCAAUCAAACUUCGAAGUUUAUUAAUAAAAACAAAAAAAAUAGGAAAGAAAAGAAAAAUAAAGAAAAAAAAAGAGAAACAAAAUGAACUGGCAGAAUGGACUAGCGCAGGCGAGAUCAAAAAAAGAAAAUUAAAAGCUCAAUAAUGGUUUGUUGUAAAUUUUAUUAUUUUCUUGUUUUCUUUUCCAAAACGCAAUGUACAUGAAGACUAUUUUUUUAUCAUUACCAAUAGACAAAGCGAAACUACUAUCAUUUCACCGUUAGACUUCUAUUUUCGAACGAAAGCAUAAUUCGUGUAAUCUUCUCGUAGAAGAUAGAAGGAAAAUCAGAUUCGCGCGCAGAGAACAGAAAGAUACAUGUGACAUUCGUGACCGCUCCUUUGACUCGAUCCAUGUUUGUCAAUUGGCAACAAUCGUGUUGCCACAACACUCUUGAUCCCAAUUUUUGGUCCUUUCCUUGCUCUGCCUGCGCCAUUUUUGUGAUAUUACUAUUUUUUAUAAUUACUUAAGGGCUUUGAAAAAAAAGAGUAGUAAUAGAAACGAGCCAUGUGCGAUUACUCGACUCGAAUCCAUUCAGUUUUCUUUUUAUAAUUGUUAUGUAUCACACACCGAUAUAUAAUCUUCUUUUUCUGUUCACCACAGAAUUGACUAGUAUUUAAACAAUAUAUAAUUCACACACGAGAUAUAUUUUUACAUCUUGUAUUUUUUAAAUAGUUCCUAAGCAGAAUGUUUUCAAUAAUAUACACAUAUGAAUAAUUGUAUGGUUCUCGACGAGACAUGGCGUGGUUGAAAAUUUUGAUCUUACAAGGGAUGCUCGAGACGUGAAAAACCAGCAUUUGUUCUAAAAAUUAGAAUCUGAAGGUCACGUUUAAAGCAUCCCUUGACAGUGCUUUACACGCUACAUUUCGACGAGGACAAUAGACACCUUUCUCAGGUUCACUAUCCUAGUUCAAUUUUAUACUAUACGGGAUUUCCGAGGAAUGUUUGAUACUUGUGUCUCGCUGUAAAUAUACAGAAAUUCAGAAGGAAUGAUUUCUGUCGAGAUAUCCACGUGGCUCGCUAUUAUUUAUUGAAAUGCUCUGAGCUCUCACUCAAGAAUUAAGAGGCAAAUAAAUUUAUAAAUGAAUGUAAACAGGAAAAGGGAGAGAUGUGUGAAGUUGUGAAAGAAGAGGAAAUUGUCUAUUUAUACAUAUUAUUAUUAUUAUUAUUAUUAUUGCUAUUAUUAUUAUUAUUAUUAUUAUUAUUAUUAUUAUUAUUAUUAUUAUUAUUAUGAACAGAGAUGAAACGAAGUUGAAUCGAUAUUUGACAAAUAUCCAAAUUUUUUCUAUUUGAAAAGAGAGAGAGGUGAAGUGUGUAUGGGAGAAUAUACAGAAUGAUUGCUGAAGAACACGACGUGACGAAAACAAAAUGAUAAGUGAAUUAAAGGGAAUAACAGGACACAAGUAAAUAUAUUGUUGUAUCUUUUAUUGUUGUUGUUGCAUGAGACUAGCGUAAUAGACUGAGCCAUACACGUGGUUAAAAUAACUAUUAACGUAAUACUUCUUAAUUAAUACUAUAUACAUAUAUACAUAUAUAUAUAUAUCUAUAUAUAUAUAUUAUUGUAAUUAUACGGUGUGUAUUAUAUUUAAUCGUAACGUUUCGUGCGGGCAGUGUUUGGAAGGAGUUCCUGUCCUUUGGUGUUCAAUCAAGCUUUUUCCUCGUUCUAACUUCUUUCAUGUACAUUUCUAAUAUUCUCUACAACAGUGAUGGACAACUACGUACACAGCCAUUUGUCAGAAAUCCCUAGACUCUUCUGAUCCUCUCUCAAAGUUUUCCCUAAGUUCUACUCCUCUCAGGUUUCUAACUCCUCGGUUGACGUAGCUGGCCAUCCCUGAGCCAUUAUGCUUAAUUUUUUCAAAUAAAAAAGAGAGCAAGUUUUAAAAACUAAUGGUCGAAACAAAGAGAAUGGUACAGUUUUUGUCGACGAAUUUUAUGUUAUUCUGAUUGUAACGUACAUGUAUGUUUGUGUUUAUGUGUGUGCAUGUGUGAAGCGUAUGUAUAUUCGUUCCAAUCGAGAAGCGCGUUAUAAUCAGAAAUAUCUUCUUAAGUUAAUUAUUAUUUAAUAAAUCAAGUCGAAUAGGCAUGGAGAAAGAGAUUAGUUUUCUCGAUUGGAAACAAAACGAAGUUAAUCCUUUUUUCUCGCUCAAAGGAUCGGAACUUCACGGGACUGUUCCUAGUACCUGAUUAUCCUAUCCUUGCGGCACGAAGAUUCUUUUGUUCCAACGAUCAACCGGAGAAUCGGACUUCUCUGUUCUCUCGCGCCUCGCAAACGCCAGCGAAAUUCCUCUGUCCAGUGUUCAAGCUUGGUAUAGAGAAAAUGAAACGUAAA